GGGCCUCGCUGGGGGCAGGGCCGAGGGCAGCGUAGGGGGCGGAGCCAGGACGGGGGCAGGGCCCGGCGCGGGCCGCAGGGCCGGACUGGCCUGGCGCGGCGCGGAGGGCCGGACCCGGCGCGUCCCGGGCGGAGCCGCGGCCCCGGGGCCUGGCCGGCGGGGCGGGCCGGGGCGGGGCGGCCGGCGGGCGGUGGCGCCCCUUCCCCAGGUGUUGCGGCGCUUCCACGUCGCCAGGCGGCCCGCAGCUUCCGCGAGCCCAGGCCGCCCCAGCGUCCGGAGCGCCGGCCUUUGGGCUCCCGCGCCAUGGCGGGGCCAGGCCCCGGGGACCCGGACGAGCAGUACGACUUCCUGUUCAAGCUGGUGCUGGUGGGCGACGCGAGCGUGGGCAAGACGUGCGUGGUGCAGCGCUUCAAGACCGGUACCUUCUCGGAGCGCCAGGGCAGCACCAUCGGCGUGGACUUCACCAUGAAGACGCUGGAGAUCCAGGGCCAGCGGGUCAAGAUCUGGGACACGGCUGGCCAGGAGCGCUUCCGCACCAUCACGCAGAGCUACUACCGCAGCGCCAACGGGGCCAUCCUGGCUUACGACAUCACCAAGAGGAGCUCCUUCCUGUCGGUGCCGCACUGGAUCGAGGACUUGCGCAAGUACGCGGGCUCCAACAUCGUGCAGCUGCUCAUCGGGAACAAGUCGGACCUCGGGGAGCUGCGGGAGGUGCCUCUGGCCGAGGCACAGGGCCUGGCUGAGCACUACGACAUCCUGUGUGCCAUCGAGACGUCGGCCAAGGACUCAAGCAAUGUGGAGGAGGCCUUCGUGAGGGUGGCCACUGAGCUGGUCAUGCGGCACGGCGGCCCGCGGCUCAGCGAGAAGGGCGCCGACCACAUCCAGCUGGACAGCAAGGACGUCGCGGAGAGCUGGGGCUGCGGCUGCUGACGGGGCACCCACGGGGAGGCCUGGUCGCCGUCCCGAGGCCUGGGUGUGCAACGGCAGCGCCGGCCUCCACGAGGGAAGAGGCAGGAGGGGCCCAGAGGCCUGAACCAGGGCUGUGGGCCCUGGCAGGGGCCUGGGAGCAUCGCCCCCAGCUCUGCGCUUCCUGGUUUGGCCCGUCUCACCCCCGAGGCUGCUGCAGGCUGUGGCUUCCCAGGCACCCAGCCAGGGCCCCGGGUCCUCCCAGGUCCCCCCAGGGCCUCCUGUGCGGCCACCGGCCCCCUUCCUUCCGUCACUGCCAGCCCUCACCCGGCACCGGCCGGCUCCUCCUCAGCAAGCCCUGCCUCUCCCAUUUCCCCCAGGACCAGUGGGGGCCAUCACCCACAGAAUUUGGCCGCUAGCCUGGGGGCCAGAGCUUCUCCACUCAGGUUGCCAAAGCAGUGACUCCUUUAGCCCUGGCCCUCAGCAGGUUGGGAGGAGUGGACGUGAGAUGGGGAGAUGGACAUUUCAGGGACGAGUGGAGGCCACCCCGUCUCACCCUCUGUGCAGAGAUGCUUGCUGCCACAGUCAGAGCGCCAGUGCCCCCUGCCCCUGCCAGUCUAGCUUAGACAAAGGGUACCGGCCUGGCUGUCUGGGGUCUGGGCCCACCGCCCUCGUGGCCUUCAGCUGGGGCUGAGGUCAGAGCGACAGCAGGGACCCGGGUCCCUGGGGCCCUUGGAAGGAGCACUGUCCCCUGGGCUGGGGGAGGCGAGUGGUCACCCCUGGUGACCCCCAGCCCAUCCCCAUUCAGCCCCUCCCCUCUCCCACCUGCCAAGUGUCCUCUCAGCAGUCAGGCUGCCGGCUCUGGUCCCGGAGGAAAGGAUACUGGCCCAGUCGGGCCAGGAGCUGCUGGGCAGGGGUCUGCCCUAGGGGGUCAGCCCACUGUCGGCUGGGUGGGCUGGGAACUGGGAGCAAGAAGGCUGCCCGCUUCCCUCCUCUGUCCUGCUGAUGGGAGGAGGGCCUGGCCCCUCCGCCUGCACAGGAGAAAGCGCCUGCACUGAGGUCUCAGAAGGGCCCCUCGGGCCAAGGGCAGAGGUCCUCCAACCCCAGGACCCCUCUGCUUGAGGCCGGUGUUCGGGCAGAGCCCGGUGUUCGGUCCAGGCCCAGUGGAGAGAGAAGGCCGCCCUGCGGAGGGCAGCCGCUCCGCUCCGGGGACAGGCGGGGCACCCAGUUCCGGGGAGCACAGGUACUGAGCCCGGGCCCAGCUGCCUCGCAGGCCUCAGGGAGGAAGGGGGUCUGGGCUGCAGUGACCGUCCAGGGGGACAGCUGUCCGGCGCCGGGGGCUCCUCUGCCACCGCAGGCCAUGCCCGCUGCAGCCUGGAACUCGGGGUCACCUUGGGCUCCCCGCUUUCUCUCCCCACCCCACUGCCAUGUCCCUGCUGCCCCCCCCCCGCCCAGAGCAGCCCCACCCCCUCCCCGGACUCCUCCCUGAGCGCGUCAGCCUGAGCUUCCAUGCUGCAGGCAGACACCCUCCCCAGCUGAUGUCAGAGGGCGCUAUGAAAGGUCCCUCCCCCGCCCUGGGAUGCGGUCCACCCUCACGGUGUCCACCCGCACACGGCUCGGCCCCGGGAGCAGCCUCUGUCCUCAGACCCCUUGCUGCCCUCCCCACUCUCCCACCCUCCCCUCGAGUCAGUGUCAUUCACAGCCCACAGUGAGAAUGAGUUCCUGCGAGUUUCCCGGUCCUCAGUCUCAGAUGCCCAUGCCGGUGCUCUGGGCGCAGCCUGGGCGUGCACUGCGGGCCUGCUCGGGGGUGCCCACCAGGCGGGGCCCUCACCACCUCUGGGCCCUGGGCCUCUGUCAGACGGCCCUGGACUCGGGUGAGAGUUAAUGGAGAAGGGUGUGAGAAGACAUGGCCCGCCUCUGCCCGCCUCUUCCCAACUGCAAUCUCUUCCUUUGUUUAUAAAGGAGCAGGUGGGGUCCCGCCCCCCCUCCACCCCACCCCAGGGGCUGCAGGAGAGGAAGUGGGGCAGGGGGCCGGCAAGUGUCCCGGCUGCCAGCCACCCCCACAGAGGGGGCGGUCUGCGGUCUGGGCUCAAGGAGGACCAGGGGACGGUGGGGUUUAUAUUCACGGGAGGAGGGUGGGCAGGCCAGGGACCCAUGAGCCAGAGCGAUGGGUCCCUGUCCCAGAAGCAGGGCAGGAUUGACCCCAAGGACACAGGCCCCAGCUGGCUCGGAGCUAGAGGAAGCUCCUAAUUCAUAUUGAAUUCAGUUACUUCUCCGGGAAAGGCGGCGGGGCUGGGGCCUCAGGGACCCCCGAGCCUGCACGGGACUGGGGGCUGGGGAAGGCCUGAGCCCAAGGAUGCUGUUGCAUUUGGAAAUUUUUCUCAUUGCCUAUUUAUGAAUAUAUGAGUCUUUAUAGCAAAUCUAUUUUUUAAAACAUGGGAACAAGUUGCCUUUAUGGAGACUUAGCAGAGCCAGAGUGUACACAUUCCUAAACCAGUAAACGUUUCUCUAACGCGC
Molecule: messenger RNA, 3423 nt
Organism: Bubalus bubalis (water buffalo)
Lineage: Eukaryota; Metazoa; Chordata; Mammalia; Artiodactyla; Bovidae
Gene: RAB43
Product: RAB43, member RAS oncogene family
Exons: 3
Coding region: 304-930 (208 amino acids)
Biological process (GO): regulation of exocytosis; protein secretion
Cellular component (GO): trans-Golgi network
Molecular function (GO): GTP binding; GTPase activity
Source: RefSeq, a predicted model, not a curated record